GGGCUUCGCCGGUGUUCGGGGGCUUCGCACGGCGCCGCACACCAUUCGCGACGUAGGCGCGGUGCGGGAAGGUAGCAGCCGGGGCCCGUACACCGCGGCACUCCAAACACACGCCGGGCACAGGAGGGAGAAAGCAGAAAACGACGCAGACGGCGCAGCUAGGAAGAAGCAGAAGACAAAGCCUUCAAAGUUCAACCGGUGCAGACGGCAACUGCAAAUCUGCGCGCCUGCUACGAGCGCUGUGAAGCUGCCGGCACGGCGAAGCAGCGGCAGCACACGGCAGACAACUGUGGUACAGCACGUCUGCUGAGCGUCAGCAACGUCGCCGCUGUGUAACAUACAGUGGGAAAGAAACGGUCGAUUUUGGGGGGACAGAGGACGCUCUUUAACAUUCCCAGAGGAGUGAGUAGAAGGCACAGACGACAGAAAACAUGGCCGAGGCAACGCAAUACUCCGAGGUUCCGCAGGCCGAGCCAACCAAGCCCGCCGCUCCGAACAAAGCCGGCGAGAGCGACGUCGUCUGCUUGAAGCCCAAGAUGAGUUUGCUCAACGGUAUCACCGUGAUCGUCGGCAGUAUCAUCGGUUCGGGCAUCUUCGUGUCGCCCCGUGGAGUCUUGGCCAACACCGGUAGCGUGGGAGCGUCCCUCAUCGUCUGGGUUGCGUGCGGAAUCUUUUCCAUGAUCGGAGCAUACUGCUACGCGGAGCUUGGAUGCAUGAUCACAAAGACCGGUGCCGACUACGCAUACAUCAUGGAAGCGUUCGGGCCAUUCGUCGCCUUUCUCCGACUCUGGGUGGAGUGCUUGAUCGUGCGGCCAUGCUCGCAAGCCAUCGUGGCGCUCACUUUCUCCUUCUAUGUGCUGCGGCCCAUAUUCCCCGACUGCGACCCCCCGGACCCGGCGGUCAGGGCCCUCGCCUUCGUCUGCAUCGCACUGCUGACCUUCGUCAACUGCUGGGACGUCAAGUGGUCGACGCGCGUGCAAGACUUCUUCACCUACGGCAAGCUGAUCGCCCUGGCCACCAUCAUCAUCACCGGAGUUGUGCAGCUGUGCUACGGACACACCGAGCACUUCAACUUCGAGAAUACCGAGACGGACGUCACAAAAAUUGCGCUGUCCUUUUACUCGGGGUUAUUCGCUUAUAACGGCUGGAACUACUUGAACUUCGUCAUCGAAGAGCUCAAAGAUCCUCACAGGAACCUCCCACUGGCCAUCUUCAUUUCGUGCAUCCUGGUCAUGGUCGUGUACACUUUGAGCAUCGUGGCCUUCCACACCACGCUGUCCGUGCAAGAAGUGCUCGGCGCCGAAGCCGUCGCUGUGACCUUCGCUGAAAAGCUUUACGGAUACAUGGCCUGGAUUGUGCCAGUGUUUGUCGCCCUGUCCACGUUCGGAGGCGUCAACGGAAUCCUCUUCACGUCAUCUCGUCUAUUCUACGCCGGUGCCGAGCACGGUCAGAUGCCCAGACUUCUGUGCAUGAUCUCAAUAAACCGGUUGACACCGACGCCCGCUGUCCUUGCUAUGUGCCUGCUGUCACUGGUGUACCUGUGCAGCAGCGACAUCUUCGCCCUGAUCACGUACGUGGGCUUUGCCACUUGGCUCGCCAUCGGUCUGGCUGUGGCUACGCUGCCCUACUUCCGCUGGAAGGCGCCGAACCUCAAGAGACCCAUCAAGGUUAACCUUAUCUGGCCCAUAAUCUACUUGAUUGCCACCGUCUUCAUCACGAUUGUCCCCAUGAUUGCGGAGCCCGUGCAAACUGGAUUCGGAGCCCUGAUAAUCGCCACUGGAGCACCCGUCUACUUCAUCUUUGUCUACUGGAAAAACAAGCCGCGUUGGAUCCAAGGAACCUUCGAUAGUGCCACGGUAUUUUUACAAAAAAUGCUGGUAGUGGUGGCUUCUGAAAAGCCCAAGGACGUCUAGGACGCACCUGGGUCGCCUUCUUUGGAAGGCACACUUCAUCAACCGCCCACCUGCACCACAUCUGCUCGGGUGUUCAAAUGUCGUCGUCAUCGUCGUAAACACUGUCACCUAAGGGAAACCAUUGGACACCAUUGCUCGUUCUCGACUCGAUCGCAAACGAAAAAAAAAAAAAUAGAACACGGAAACAAAGAAUCAAAGACAAGGAAACACCUACAGACAGGUCAAAAGUAAAAGGCCGACAUUGUGAAAUGAAAAAAAAAGGAAGCAAACUAUAAUAAGAAACACAAUAGCACUGUUAGUGUUUAUAAGAAUCGUGCAAGGAAAGUCUCGUUGUAACAGAUCCCUGUUUUCGUCAUUGAAGAUAAUGCUGUUUUUGCUGACGCGCACGAAGUUAUUUAAUCUCAUUUACAAAGUGCUAAUUGCGCGCGCCGUCUGAACACGCUGAUCAUAGGUAACCGCACUUCUCUGGUAGCUUUUUCGGAUUCUGCAGGCAUUUCCAUGCUAGACAAGUCGAGUUGCACAAAGUUGUCCGGCGGCCUAGACGGGAUAGGAGACACUUCAUUGUUUGCUCGGUGACGCUGUGCGUGUGCGACAAAACAGAAGCAUGCAUUAAAGAAAAACAGGUAGCUUACAGCCAAGAUAUCGUACGCAGCGUUGCUGAAUCAGCAGAAUCGAAGUCCAUCACACAUUCUAUGGUUAGAUGACUUCGUGUGUAGAGCUACGAUUCGGUAUACGGCCAACUUGUGUUCACUUUCAGCUACACCAAAAAUGUAGUAGGCUAUCCCUUGUCGCAGUUAGGUAUUGCUAUGGACAAAUGUUAUCCAUUCCUAACUUUUAAGUUUGUCAUAUAGAUUCAGCAUCUCAUUCGUGCAUAUAAAUGUCCAGCGACCAUCCCUCUUGGCCGACAUGCUCAUUUAAGAUAGACUGCGUGAUGCAGAUACUUUUUUUUAGCAUUGUAAUGCGUUCCCAAAGAAGAUGCACAGAUACGUUUCUGCUGUUUCACUGAACUCAUUGGCGCUCUCUGAAGCGGUGAUCUGUUACAACGAGAAAAGCCAUAUAAGUAUAUAUAAUGUGUGUGAGUGUGUGUGCAUGUGUAGGUAGGAACGUGUGUACAUAAUCCGGUAUGCUCGUGAACAUAUAUGCACGUAUAUUUUUGUAAUUAAAACAUUAAGUUCGCAGAAAAAAGAGAACUUUGAGAUGUUCCGACAGUCUUUCAGUACCAAUGCUUCCAUAAACGCGCGUAGGAACAAAAUAUAAGGAAGGGUAUUUAGGACGUCGGAGGGUAGCUCUUUCGGACCCCUGCCACAUAUCGAAUAUUUUGCGCAUAAUUUUUCUUUCGUUUUCUUUUGCCAUAUGAGUCUGGCAUUAUAGUUCCGACUAGUGUAUUCAACAUUCACGAGAUGGACCUUUACAAUAGUUGACAACUGUAUAACUUAUUUGACACAACGCAUUUUCUUAAUAAGAUGGGCCCUGAGAAGGCGCAAAUGGCACUACCAAAAAUGGUACAUUUUUACUUUAUACCAGUGAUAAUCGCAUUGCACACGAUCAUUAUACUCGUAACAGAUCCUUCGUACGCCUAAGACUUUCCGCAUCAGAGUUAUCAUUACUGUUUGUAGCUAAACAAACCAUUAUGUUUAUGCUCAAAGCACCUAGGUAGCACAAAGCUUAACCAAUCGUUAAUUGUAACUUACAAAAAAUUGUAUUUCGUAUUUACUAUAGAUUGCAACGUUCCAGGUUUAUAUGUUUGUGCAGUCAAAACAACCAUGGAUGACCGCCGUCAUAGGACAUUAUAACACUAUGACGCCACAAAACUUGAGUUUACGCAGAACUGCUUGCCUUGUCACGGCCAAUCUUUGUGCAAGAGCCAUCAUUACUGCAAAAGCGUGAAUGCUAGGUACAUUGUUUUAUAUUUUGUUAUCACACGUGAUGGUGCAAAGGCAGGAUCAGUCACAAUUCUCUGGAACAAGUUAGGCAUGCUGAGUGUAAAUUAUGCUGUAUCGGCAUUCUUAGAUGUUUUUAUAAUCAAAUUGUUCAUGGCCUUUUAAGAGCUGGACAGUUACUUUUGACGAAGUACCAAAUUCAUGUGCGAUCGCAGGCGUCAGGUGAUAUGUCAGGUAGCAUGCUGUGCUUUUCCGGGACAUUUUGACUGAAACUGAUCAUGUUAUUUCACUGUAUGGUUUUAUUUUUUACAUGAACGGUGCAAUAAGUACGAUCAAACAUGAAUUUUACUAAUAUAUAUUGUUCCUGAGGAACGUCUGAGUGCAAACAGGCACGGAAUGCAUUUCUACACAGACAAAAGAACAUCAACACAAGCCUUAAAGCUAGCUUAAAACAUCAUUCCUUAAAACUUUUUUUUCUGGAUAUAAUUCGGUCAUCUAAGAUUCUUGCUAGUUAUUUUGUACCAUUCUUUCUGACUGGGUUAUUCGGGGAGAGGAAGAAUGAUACUGAAAGUCAGAUUCAACUGAUACUUUAAAGCGUGGCUCUUAGGCGCCUUUACCCUCGCCGAGCGUCGGCGUCGGCGUUGUGCGUCGUAACGGAGCGAACGAGCACAGUGAAGGAUGAAAGCGAACGCGGAGCGCAGCGGGAGAUGAAAUGUGGCAAUAACGAAGAGAGCGCGAGGGGGAAAGCGGAGGAAGAGGGUGCAGCGGAACCAUGAGGCGGAAAGCGGAGGAGGAAGGUAUGGCGAAAGGGUGAGGAGGAAAGCGUAGUGCCGCGCAAGACGGGCUUUGUGGCAAUGAUGGCUACGAGAUGGCGCCAGAGUAGCGCGCGCCGUCUGUUCACCAAAGCGCUGCAUGAGCGGAUAUCUGUCUGCGGUGGCAGCUGCGAAUCGCGCCCGCGCGUCACCCACGCGCUGCCUCUCGUGAUCUCCCGAAUUGGCGAGGCAGUAGCGCCACACUGCGCUACGUUUGAAACGUGCCGCACGAGUCAGAUUGUCUGCGCUAGCCAAUACAUCGCGAAAUGAAAACUCGUGGAGAGUUGCGCUCAAAUUUCGCAUUAGGGAGUAUCGUAACCGUCAGUGAAUUUUUUAAAGUAAAAAAUAUACAAACGAUAGGGUGUUUUCAAUAAAGGCCAUUACAACAAGGACAUAGAAUGCAUGAUCUGUUUUGUCUUGUAACUGGCGGUAAAUUUUUUUCUUGACGCACUAAGGAAUGUUGUGAUCAAUAACAGUCGUCGCACAUUCAAUGGUAACUCUAUGUGCUCAAAGGUACUUGCAUAAAAACGGUGCUGGAAGGUGCAUCUUCAAGAGAAAUUUAGGUGACAUUAUUUGUGCUUUCACUUCCCACUAAAACAAAUUUCUUGACCAAACAAUAGUUACUUCCAUCAAAUUCAUAGACGAUCGAGGCUCAAUCAACAUUAUCAAAAGAAAAGUCAUUUUCCCAUACCUUCUGUAUUGCGAGGAGCAUCUCGAUAUCUUGAGACACCAUAUCUGCUGCAACACACUCAACGAAAUCCACUUACACAGUCAUCGACACGUUCUAUUGAUUUCGUUAGACAUCUCUCGAAGUGUCUGCUAAAAAUCGAGUUUUGUGUUUGCUUCGUAAGGCCCUAUUUGGUUCUUUUAGCAUCGAGAGCCUGCAAGCGUUCCACCAAUGUCGGCAGCUAUGCAGCUCAGUUCGAACUUUGUAACGCGAGCAACAUCGAAUGCAGCGCAUGCGCAGAGUGUUCACGCGCACGAAGGAUGCAUAGAAGGAUAUGUAUAUAGUUGAGUGCAAGAAGACAGCGCUGUUGUUCCAGUGAAAUCUUUGAACGGUGUACAAGGCACAAGCUGUACGCGGUGACUGUACGCUACAAGGUGGCUGCUUUACCUUUCUUUUUCCUUUGUUCUGGAUAGCCUUAAUUUAUGCUGCAUCAUUACAGGACACGUCAUGCAAGUGCGCAAGGGCGCGCAGCUCUAAGCUACAUGAAUGGCUCGUUGGAAGAGAGGUGUGAAAGUGUCGAUAAGUGAUGAGACCAUUGUUCUCGGCAUAGAAAAAGGCAUUAAAAAUCUUUUUUUU
Messenger RNA from Dermacentor andersoni, 5908 nucleotides. Its product is annotated as large neutral amino acids transporter small subunit 2. Lineage: Eukaryota; Metazoa; Arthropoda; Arachnida; Ixodida; Ixodidae. Gene Ontology annotation, cellular component: membrane. The record is from RefSeq and is a predicted model, not a curated record. Gene Ontology annotation, molecular function: L-amino acid transmembrane transporter activity. Gene Ontology annotation, biological process: amino acid transmembrane transport.